AUGUCGUCUGUGGAAAUUCGUGCUGUGCAGCUCCCACCCGCAGAGAACCCAGGGAAGAUGGGUAAAACCACAGCAGCUGCGAGGAGAGCUGCUCUUGGAGAGAUAACAAACUUUCCAGGAGCAGCAGUCAACACAAAGAGGGCUGGGCCAUCCAAAUCAUCAGCCAAAUCAUCUUGUGACCUAAAUGCAAAACGCAGUGCAGUGGUGCCUCCAGUAGUCCAGGUUCAAGCACCUGCAGAGCUACUCUCUCCAGUUUUAGAGGAGUCGGCUGAUGCGUCCAUGAAGGAGGAGGAACUGCCCCAGGCUUUUUCUGAGGCGCUGCUCAUUGUGCAUGAUGUCGACAAGCAGGACGCAGACCUGCCACAGCUCUGCUCCGAAUAUGUCAAAGACAUCUAUAAUUAUCUGCAUGACCUGGAGGUGCAGCAGGCUAUACGCCCAAACUACAUGGAGGGUUAUGAAAUCAGUGAACGCAUGCGAGCUCUUCUGAUCGACUGGCUGGUCCAAGUGCACGCCAGGUUCCAGCUGCUGCCGGAGACUCUGUACCUCACAGUUGCCAUCCUGGACCGUUUUCUGCAGGUCCAGCCAGUCUCUCGCAGAAAGCUGCAGCUUGUUGGUGUGACUGCCAUGCUGGUGGCCUGUAAAUAUGAGGAGAUGUACGCUCCAGAAGUCGGCGACUUUGCCUACAUCACAGACAAUGCAUUUUCAAAGUCUGAGAUUCUGGAGAUGGGGCAGCUGGUUUUGAAGAGCCUUAAUUUUCAGCUGGGACGUCCUCUUCCAUUACACUUCCUCAGGCGGGCUUCAAAGGUGGCUAAUUGUGAUGUAGAGAGACACACGCUGGCCAAGUAUCUGAUGGAGCUGACCCUCCUCGACUAUGACAUGGUGCACUACCGGCCCUCUGAGAUUGCUGCUGCUUCCCUGUGUCUCUCCCAGCUGCUGCUUAACGGGCUGCCGUGGUCGGCUACACAGCAGCACUACUCUACUUAUGAUGAGGCCCACCUGAAGCCAGUCAUGCAGCACAUUGCCAAAAAUGUUGUGACUUUAAAUGAGGGGAAAACAAAGUUCCAGGAGUUGGUGCAAGUUGUGGCAAUAGUCAUUUCACUUGUCUCAAAGUCAUAG
Monopterus albus (swamp eel) is the source of this 1116-nucleotide messenger RNA. Its product is annotated as G2/mitotic-specific cyclin-B2-like. Gene Ontology annotation, biological process: mitotic cell cycle phase transition. Lineage: Eukaryota; Metazoa; Chordata; Actinopteri; Synbranchiformes; Synbranchidae. Bases 1 to 1116 code for a protein of 371 amino acids. The record is from RefSeq and is a predicted model, not a curated record. Gene Ontology annotation, molecular function: cyclin-dependent protein serine/threonine kinase regulator activity. The transcript is spliced from 8 exons.